CAUCCUGAGGAGUGGACCUGGCUCCCGGCCUAAUCCAUUUGAUUGCAUCUUAGUCCAGUAGAUGGCGGUAAUACACUUUGCCUGUAAACUGCUGUAAGAGGUAACAGAAGAAGACGAUGUUAUUUCCUUCUGCUCUCUUCUCCAACCAAUUAUAGAAACAAGAGUGCGAUUUAUCUUAUUUCCAUCCAUUUUAAAUAUUGCCCGCGAGGAUUUCUACUGAUCGACGUGGUGUAGGCUUGCUUUAGGAUUGCCCGCUUAGAAUGCAGAUGAAGGAUCGCUGACGGGAAAUGGAUUUGUUUAUUAUUAUUUCUCUGCUAUUUGUAGGGCAUGUCACCACGUCUGUGAAAGGAUACAGUGUCGAAGAAGAAAUUUAUGUGAGACAUCAGUAUGUAUGCCCUGGUCAGUUUGUCACCUUCUCAAAAGCCAAAUAUUAUAAGGAUUUGUUUUUUCAACCGAGUGGGUCGGACUCUGCGAUGCAGGUAGCAAACCGGACUCAUAUCUUGCUCCCUUCUUAUGAGUUCCGAAACAGAGACGUGUUUAUUCCUGAGGUCACUAGACAACAUGAGGGCGAUUAUUUCUGGACACAUGCCAGCACUGCUGCUACAUUUCUGUUGAGGUUGGGAACGACCAAAUUAUUUCUCAAAGAUUGUGGCAGUGCGAAGGAAGUAUAUUAUGGAAAUAAGUUCAGUCUGGAGGUGCCACAGGCGGCGUCCGUAUUGGAGUUCACCAGAGAGGGGUCGACUGACCGCAAGAUCCUGUGGAGUCGGAACAACACAGAUAACAGUCUGGGAGCCAGCUGGAAUGCCUUCAAUAUCAAGUACGCCGAUGCGGGCCGCUAUGCUUUCCUAAAGGAGAACGGGGUCGAGAUCUCCAGCACUUCUCUUUAUGUUCGAGAAAACCUGGAAUAUUACGAUGUGAGUAAGAAGUCCUUCCUGGAAAGCAAGUUCCCAGUUCCUAUAAACGAGGCUGUGGUUAUGUUUAUCGAUCCAUCGCAGAAUGAGUAUCUGCUCUUUGUACAUGGCACAAAGACCGAGAAAGCAUUCCAGAUGUUUCAGGAUCGGUUGCAGCUACAGCCAUCGCAAAGUGGAGAACUGGAACUCCGUAUUAUGGGCCUGAAAUCAAGGGAUGUGGGACGAUAUGAAGUCAAAGACAAGGAAGAAGGCCUCGUCUCUGUCAUAUGGCUUUCUGAGACUGUUCUACAACCAAGAAGAGUGAAUGCUCAAAUUUCAAUGGACAUGACUGGACCCAUUGCCGCUGGUUGUGUGAUCAGUAUAUUGAUUGUUUUAAUGAUCACCUGUUGCUGUGUGUGGAGGUCUCGCAAGAAGAGGGAUACAGCCCCUGUUUCUUCACCAUCACCAGAGUACCACGCGCCCAUCUAUGUGCAUGAUCCUGUUGUAAUAUAUUCACCAGGCCACCCCCUUCAACUUCGGCCUACGGCACCAGUUGUAGAGGAAGGUUCUGCUGCCCCUGUAGAGAGUGCAGAUGGGCAAUCGGGGCAGCAGUCUCUCCCUUCAUCUCAACCCUUGGACAACAAUGUCCCACUUUCUUACAAUGAAGUUAUUGGCAGUGGUCCUGAGCCUCUCUAUACAUACCCUUCUGCUGCUCCUUCUGGGGCCUCAGCUGGAGGAGCGGGAGGAGGAGGGGCCGACCCUGACCCUAGUGCCCCACCAGACCCUGGGAUUCAGUACCAGCCCCAGGGGUGGGGUGGAAGUAUGGGAGACUUCCUCACCAGUUCUCCUCUGAACAUGGACACCAACACCGCCACCAGUACCUACAAUUCAGACAAACUCAACUUUUGAAAAAAGCAUUCAUGAAAAAGUUCAAGAAAAGUUUAUAUUUUAUACUUUACACUUUAUUUUACACUUUCUUUUCCAGAACUACUUACAGUGCAGUAGAGAUGCAUAAGGACAUGUAGUAGCCUACAGGCAUGUCUAGCAUUGGCCAGCGGCUAGCAUAACACAAUGCUCAGACCAUAAUAAGUUCUGUCUCAUUCCUAUGGUAACACAAUUGGUUUGCCUUAACUGAAAAUUGAAUAAGCGCGCGUUGCGCUAUGAAAGUUGAACCAAGUUCAAAGCUCAGCUUGUUCAACGCUAGCGUUACACCAGCAUUGCCACCGUUCCGUUGCCGAACCACAGAGAACAACAGGAAACCUGCAGCUUGCCGCUGGCUAAUGUAAUCCAUAGACAGUGUUGGGGAGUAACGGAAAACAUGUACCGGCUUUACGUAUUCAGAAUACAAAUUAUGAGUAACUGUAUUCCGUUACAGUUACAAUUUAGCUGGUAUUUAGAAUACAGUUACAUUGUUGAAAUCAAUGGAUUAGCCUACAUGACGAUACUUCUCUAUUUCAUAAGUUUAUUCACUCUCUAAAGGCAACUCCAUUUCCCAGAAGCUCCUGAAAGCAAUCUAUGAUGAAAUUGUUUCCAUGUUUAAAUCCAAGCCCUGCCGUCUUGCACUAGCCUCACAUUGCACCCAUCAAAAUGCAGCCAGUGUGCAUUAUGGACGCGUCAUCAGAGACCCUGAAAUAACUGUUUGCACAGCAAAUUAGGAGUAAAGUAAGUGGAGGUAACUCCUGUUCCUCACUGAUCGUGGUUCCUGAUGUCUGUUCAAAGGAUAUUUUCCCAAGUAUUAAUAGCUCAGGCUACUUCGGCCAAUCGGUUACAGUUUGCUAAUCAAUAAACAAAGCCUAGUUCACAUGUUGAUUUAGACCUACAAUAAAAACCCAUCUCUAAAAUAGGCACUGCACAAGUUUUUUUAUUGUAACUUAAAAUAGCUUUAUGGCUUAUUUUAUUUCUAAUUAGAUCUACAUUUACGUUCUAAAAUAAAUUAUGAUGCAGCCUGUGAAGAAUUAUUCUUUUGAGUAGCAUAUUUUAACGUGCGUUUUUUUAUUGUCAUUACACAAUCACGUUAAUUUUGAGCACUGAUAUACAGUAGCCUAUAGUGUUUACAUUUGCAGGUCAUUUGCGUUCCACCUGUCAUAUGGGCCCCUCAUUUGUACUGGGUUGAUUCCACCUAAAAUCUCACAGGCACACCUUAAUUAUAAUUUCUGGCUACGCCCUGAAAGUAGCCUAUUUUUUUUUAUUUGUGUUAAUUAGCCUAGUCGCCUGCUGUAAUUUUAGUGGUCACCUUGCUUUUUUUAUAGUUGAAUCAGGUAGCUUAGUUUACUUUAAGUUCUCCUAUGUGGGCCUAACACUUCAGCCAUUUGGAACAGAAGAACACACCAGAAUAGGCCUGUUUAGUAAGCAGGAUUUGAUGGCCGCAUUCCUACACUUAUAAAAUGCAAUUCAAUGCGGAAGUAAUCCAAGUAUUCAGAAUACGUUACUGAGAUUGAAUAAUGUAACGGAAUACGUUACAAAUUACAUUUUUGGGCAUGUAUUCUGUAUUCUGUAACGGAAUAUGUUUUGAAAGUAACCUUCCCAACACUGUCCAUAGAGAACAAUAGGAAACCUGCCGCUUGCCGCUGGCUAAUGUGAUCCAUAGAGAACAAUAGGAAACCUGCCACUGGCUAAUGUGAUCCCUUGUGAGGCCUUGAUGAAGUAAUUUCCUACCUCACAAAUCAUGACACAAUCUGCAAAGACUCACGGACAUGUCAGGGCCCACGGUUUGUUCUCCUGCUGCUGUAGUCAUCAGGUUCUCUUCUACACAUCUUCAUGAGACUUAACAUUGACUUUAAAUCCCAAGUUAGGACAUUUGAUGAGAAUACUGGUGAACACCUACAGUAUACUACAGUUAGCUAACUUUAACCCUAACCCAAUCAGGAACAGAUCAAAUCAAUAGAAUGGGGAUUUAAUUACUAAGUAUUAAGUAUUUUCAUUAUUUUUAAUUGUAGUGAUCUUAUUUGUAAUUGUACUUUAAAAUCUGAUUAAUAUAAUAGUUAAAAACUGUUUUCUCAGAUUGCUCAACUUACCCCUAAUGUCGGGCAGGUUAAACCACAAAAACUCUUUUUGACCCAAUAUUUUGUUGUCUAUUCAGGCUCAAAGAUAACAUGAGUCAAGCACAUAGAUAAUGCACAUUGCACAAGUUACAUGCCUUACUUUUGUUCCAGUGUAUACUGUACAGUAUUAUCUUUAGCCAUAGGACAACUCAGGUAAAAAGAGGCUCAACUUAACCUUUAUGUAUUUGGGGAAAAAUGCUUUCAAGGUGGAGCCCUAGAGCCCAUUUUAUCGGUAUAAAUAAGUGUCUUCUUAUUUUGGGAUUUUGAAACAGUCGCACCACUUUCAUGCCGUGAAGCCCGUAUUUCAGCUGAAGUAGCGUGUGGGGUUUUCCUACUGUAUGCAUCCCAACCAAUUUUCCUGGCAGUUGAGUAGAAAUCUUUGUUGGUCUGUCUGACUUAUAGAGUCAAUUUAAAGCAACACCAAAGAGUUUUUUUGUACCUUAAAAUAAUGUUUCCAAAAUCGUUUCAGUGGUUCAUCAACUUGUAACAGGGUGAACGGCACUUCUGCAUUCGCUUUGCA
Molecule: messenger RNA, 4451 nt
Organism: Alosa alosa (allis shad)
Lineage: Eukaryota; Metazoa; Chordata; Actinopteri; Clupeiformes; Clupeidae
Exons: 12
Coding region: 288-1799 (503 amino acids)
Source: RefSeq, a predicted model, not a curated record